Ornithodoros turicata is the source of this 6665-nucleotide messenger RNA. RefSeq lists its product as uncharacterized. Gene Ontology annotation, cellular component: nucleus. Bases 735 to 6500 code for a protein of 1921 amino acids. The transcript has 13 exons. NCBI's taxonomy places the organism in Eukaryota, Metazoa, Arthropoda, Arachnida, Ixodida, Argasidae. The record is from RefSeq and is a predicted model, not a curated record. Gene Ontology annotation, molecular function: transcription coregulator activity; transcription factor binding. Gene Ontology annotation, biological process: regulation of DNA-templated transcription.
AAGUUUAAUGAUGUCCUCGCUAGGAAAGGUCAUCUUGGGUGGCCUGCAGGCGCAAAAACAACUGAUAAGACAAGAAGAGCCCUUCAAGGCAUGACGUCAAGUACCCACUCGAACCAUAUCUCUCCCGUAGUGACCGUGAGGUGACUGUGUGUGAGCCAUGGGUCCGGCGUGGGAACAUCGACGACGAUCGUAACUGAAGUGUUCGGCGGAGCCAGGGCACGAUGAGCGCAGGGUACAAAGACUGACACGUGAUCGACCUGGUGCUUGAAAGAAGUACUGAAGAAAAAGCAAGUACUCGUUCAACCACCCGUCAACACGUGCCAACACAGCGAGGGCUCCCAGGGAGGUCACAUUCUUGCACACGGUUGUAACGCGCAAUAAGGUGGGCCAUGGGUCCGGCGUGGGAACAUCGACGACGAUCGUAACUGAAGUGUUCGGCGGAGCCAGGGCACGAUGAGCGCAGGGUACAAGGACUGACACGUGAUCUACCUGGUGCUUGAAAGAAGUACUGAAGAAAAAGGUUUGUAAGACUCGAAUACUAUUAUACGCUCCAUUGUGUGGUAUUGCAUUCAGCCAGAUAACAUAGUUGACGGGGACCAUAGCCCGCAUUGCCUUGACGUUUUCUUUUACCGUAGCAGGUAUUCGAUCAACCUCCCGUCAACACGUGCCAUCACAGCGAGGGCUCCCAGGGAGGUCACCUUCUUGCACACGGUUGUAACGCGCAAUAAGAGACGAUGACGACCGUUACGACAAAUAAAUCAGAGCUGGAGCUUCACAAACUCCUUGAACGAGCAGUCCUCCUCUCCUACUACGACAAAUUCAUCGAGAUAGGCGGGGACAAUGUGCAGCAGCUUCGUGACUCCAGCGGACACGAUUUCCAGGAGUUGAUCAACAUGGUAGAUAUGGCCAGAAAGCCACCCCACGUCAAGAGGUUCAAGAAAGCACUGGCAGAGUGGAAACCAGACCCAGUUGCAGCAACGUCCACCCCAGCGGAUGGAGCAGAAGGGGAGCUUCACAAGCUACUUCGAGGAGCAGAUCUUCUCUCCUACCACGACAAGUUCAUGGAGAUAGGCGGUGACAAUGUUCAGCAGCUUUUUGACUCGACGGCGGGCGAUUUCCAGGAAGUGAUUGGCCUUGUUGAUAUGGCCACAAAGCCAUUUCACAUCAAGAGACUGAAGAAAGCACUGGGCCAGUGGACAGGACCGUCAGUCGCGGUAGCGUCCAGUGCGGCUGACAAAUCAGAAGGGGAAGUUCACGAAUUACUUCGAGGAGCGGAUCUUCUCUCCUACCACGACAAGUUCAUCGAGCAAGGCGCAGACAAUGUGCAGCAGCUUUGUGACUCAACGGACGAAGAGUUCCAGACACUCACCGAGCACGUAGGCAUGGCCAGAAAGCCCCUUCACGUGAAAAGAUUGAAGAACGCACUCAAACAGUGGUCAAGCCAUGCAGCCGUAAUGACGUCCAUCCCUUCAAACGAGUCGGAGCGUGAAGUUCACGAACUGCUUCACCGAGCGGAUCUCCUCGCUUACUACGACAAGUUCAUCGAGAAAGGCUUGGACAAUGUGCAGCAGCUUUCUGACUCGACGGAAGAAGAUUUCCAGGAGUUCAUGGAUCUUGUUGGCAUGGCCGAAUUCCCUUUUCACGUGAUGAGGUUGAAGGACGAACUGGAACAGUGCACAGAGCAUCCAGGAACUUAUCCGGCUGGUCAAUUUGAUCCCCACGUGGAAAGGUUGCAACAGUGGAAAGACCUCAGGAAGGAAAUGCACGAAGCCAUUGCGGCCAAAGACGAGGCUCGUGUUCUAAAGUGCCUGAAUGCUAUGCCUGUAUUGAAACUGUGGCUGGAUCCUGUCACAAAAAAGUCAGCUCGUUACAAAGCAGUCGAAGAGAAAGCUUUCCGUAUUCAUGGUCUCUUAAUCUCGCGCGAAUGCGCCCUCAAAGACGACGAAGAAUCAUCGUGUUACCAAGGUCUCACACGCCUUGAACGAGCUGAAAUUCGUCGGCAACAAUAUUACACCACCAAAUACGAGGACUCUUACAUCGACUAUCUGAAAAGCAAAUCGCGGAGCACCACCGAAUGUGAUGACUUCGGUGUACGAUUGGAGAAGAUGUUUAAGCAGCUCUCCAGUGAUGAAGUAAACAGGAUUAUUCUCAAAGUUGUUUCAACAGCACCACACCUAGAAAUAGUGUUCGACUCUGCGGCUGAAAACGUUCAGAGGAUUACUGGAUCCGGCGGGUGUUCCACACGCGGUCUGACCUAUCCUGAAGAACAAAUGGUUUGUGUUUGCGGCAGCACAGAGAAGCGAGAAGUUUGGGGAACUCUCAUUCAUGAGUUGUCCCACAUGGCACUGUCCUUAGUUUACAAGAAUGAGGGAAAGCCAUAUAACCGCGGCGACAAGGAGAAGGAACAUCAUUACCAAGAAAUUCUGAACGAUGUUAAAGGAAGGAAAAAUAAUGUGCAUUUCCUUAUCCAGAAAGCCUUCGACAAUAAUGAGGAAGAAGAGCUAAUUGUACGGAUUCCUCACAUACUGACCGAAUGUGGUUGCGACGAAGGAAAUAGGAUUCUGGAGCUUCAAGCACCGAAACUACUAAAGUUUUUCAAGGACGCUGUCAUGCCAGACAUGCAGAGAUACAUUCUGAAUGGAAUCCGGUCCAUAGAUUCAACGGAAAUCGAAAAAGAAAACACAAGACUUGGAAAAGCUUUCCACAUUGGCCAAUUCAAAGUCAAUUUCAAGAAGCCGCUGGACCUGAGUGACCUGCAAAAUAUGCCUCUUCUCGUCCUUGCGGGUCCAGAACUGAGUCUCCUCGAAAUAAUGGUUCACAACACUGUGCAAUGCACAGGGCAGCCAUACUUGUUUUUCGAGCCAAACCAAAUGGACGAUACGCUAAAGCAUGUGUUAGUGAACUACAAAUGUCGAUUUGUGCUUGUAACGGUUCAUCCAAAGAAAAACGUCCAAGGUAUUAUUGAACUUCUGGGUGAAGUAUCCCGUGUGACUGGAACAAACGUCAUGUUGGUUGUGGAAGACAGUGGCGAAGAGUACUUGACGAAACAAGUUGCAAAAGACAAAUUCUUUGCCGGGAAACAUGAAGUUCGCAGUAUCGUUGAAGCAAACAUCGAGAAUGUCACGCGCGACUGCAAAGAAGAAUUGUUUAAUAAGUCUUCGUUAAGCCUUCAGGGCGAAUAUGUUUCAGAAUUUCCGAAUGUAAUGCAUACUGAUGCUUUCUUACGCUGCUUAGACACUUCGGUUUUCCUAAACCUGUGCCGAUGUAAGAAAAUUGACCUUGGACCUCGUCUUCAUGAACUUGAAGGUUCUGUCAAGAACUAUUACGUGGAGCGAGUGUUUACAAGGACUGUGCAAAUUGACCUGAAAGCGUGCACACUGGACGAUGACAAGAAUGAGGCUUUCGCACUUUUGGGGUGUCCGGAUGAUUGUGCUGCAAAACUUGUACCUGAUCGCUACGAGGCAAAACAUCAGGAAAAUUUAAUGCACUUUGAAAAAUUUGUGGUCCUUCAAGAGUCACGUGACUAUGAAGCUCUCCUACGGAAUAAUAAUUACAGGGAGAAGGUGGUGCAUCUGUUCCGGAUCAGUGAAUCCGAUAAGGGACUGGUGUGGAUUAAAUCAAAUGGCCCUCUCAGUCACCUUCCAAUGACUGGGAGUGGAGAUUACACUACAGAGAAGUUGCUGAAAGUGCCCGAGAAGGUCGUCCUCGUCACUGGCGCACCCGGUAUGGGAAAGAGUGUGCUGGCAUCUCGGUUGUGUACACAGGUAAAAACUCAAGACAAGAAGCGGUGGGUGCUCUACAUCGACCUUCCUCAGAGAAUGGCAUCUGUUAAAACUGCGUCGCCUACUCUGGAAUAUCUAGCGAAUCUGUGCCAAGUACAGAAAGAUGGGCUGGAGUUCGCUCUGUUCGAAGAAAGCUUGAACAAUGGGAGCCCUUUCGAGGUCGUUGUCGUGCUAGAUGGCUUCGAUGAAGUCAACGAGGAAUGCCGCAACCGUGUGCUGGAACUUGUACAGUUUCUAGCUAACAAAAAAGUUUGCAAGGCGUACAUUUUUACUCGCACUGUGUUUAAGCCCCGUGUACAAGAUGCCUUGCACACAGUGUCAUAUGAUCUGGUUCCUUUUUCUGAUGAAAACCAGAAUGAUUUCCUCACAAGAUAUAGGGGCCAAAUAGAAACUCCAGCCACCAGGAAUGACGCAUUUGCGCAAAAAUUCCAGCAAGUGUACGCGACAUUGAAGGAGAAAAACAAGACAAUUCUGGAAACCCCUCUCCUACUUCGUAUGAUGGCUCAGAUGGAGAGCGGAGAAAUCACGAAGUCGGGCGAUUACUCUUCGCUGCUCGAAAUUGCUGACAUCUCCGCUGGCGGAAGUAUAUACACUGUACACAUCUACAAGAUGUUUGUCGAGUACAAGCACCUUGUGCACCGAAAAGAGAAGGUGAAGGAAGACAUCGCCCUAAGUGCCGUGCGAGGGGACAAUGACGCCACGAAAUAUCCAUUCUAUGCAAACCAUGGUCUCCUCGCUAUGAUGUGUAUAUUUCCUCAGGAUGCCUUGAAAGCCUUAUUGAGUGAAGAAGAAUUAGUGCAGUUAGAUCCCGAAGGAAGUUUCAUCAAACGCGUUGCGGACAAUUCUCUCAAAGAAGGUUUUGUGAAUCGAAUUAACGAUGGAGGAACGCCCGAGUUUGUUCAUAAGACUUUCGCAGAAUUUUUUGCAGCUCACUACCUCCUGGAGAAGGCAAAGAUCAGAGAAAUAACGAGCUUUAGGAACAAAGUCCUAGAAUCGUAUAGUAAAGAAGACUACGAGGGUGUAAUGCUGUUGUUCGAUGGACUGGCGUCAGAGUCCUAUCCACUUCACUCUGCUGUGAUAAACAACAACGCUUCAUAUUUUGAGCAACUCGUUAUCCAAAGAAAGGGCAUGUUGCAGGUGGAUGAGCUGAAAAGGACCCCAUUGCACGUAGCUGCCCUGUAUGCUGAUGAAAUGACAUUGAAGAGGCUUCCAAUGGAUGAUAAACUAAUCCAGAAUGAUUUGUUUCAAAUGUCACCGUUUGGGUACGCUGAGCUCUGUUUUCCAUUGGACGAAAAACACCAUGGAAUGUGGUGGGUACCUUCUCGGACUGAGACUUCACUGGUGAGAGAGAGACUCAACGUAUUAUGCGCCCGAUGCAGCGAGGAAGCAGUGAAACAUUCUACCGAAAAUCUGCGCAGGUGUGAAACCUUGGAGCAAAAGAGACAUUUUCUCGAACGAGCAAUAUUCACGGCUGUGAGACACGACCUACAAGGCGUUUUAGACGUGUACCUGAGCUAUGUGUCCCAGAAAGAGAGUACCGUAAUCCUAGACAGAGACAUCAUGGACCAAUUAGAAUCACGCAAGGAACGAAGCUUGAGAUGUUCUGCAGAGCCUCAGGCAAUUGAAGAUCUCGAUGAUAUCAGAGACUAUAGAGAUAGAACUGUCCCUUUUUACGCAGAGUCGGAGGUUGUUUAUAAAAUGCUCCUUCCUUACUGCGAUAUGGGAAUUCUUGAUCAGGAUGGAAACACAAUGUUGCACAUUAGUGUGAAAGAAGGAAAUCUGAAGACAACAAAGUUUUACCUCGCACAUUUAUCCGUUAACAACAGAAAUGGACACUUUCAAACUCCUUUGCACUUGAGUGAAGAUGCAGAGAUUGUGAAGCUACUUCUUCCUCUUUAUUCCUCAGUGAAUGUUCUCGAUGAUGAGCAACAAACUCCGAUGGAUAUAUGUGCAAAGAGAGAUGAUUUGGAGGCCAUGAAGUUGUUACUCCUUCGCACUCGGAUAGAUGACGCACGUCACAUCAGACUGCAGACAACGCUUCAUGUGGCUUCUGACUCUCGUUCCCUUAAAACUGUGAAGUUUCUUCUACCUCACACAAAUGCGCACGUGCUUAACUACGAAAGAGAAACGUGCUUAGAAGUUGCUUGGACAAGUUGGGGAUAUUGUUUGAUUUCGGAGUCCAACGUUGUGGGGUGUCUCAUCCCACACUCGCUCGUGAACUCGCCUGAAACAUUCGGCUCAUCACCGUUGUACGUCUGGGCGAGACAUGGUCAAAGGAAAGUGAUGCAAACUCUAUGGCCUUAUUUGCGACACAGUGACCCUAGGCAUGCACAGAGGAUCAGCAGAAGCUAUCUGUAUGUGGAUGUGAAUUGGGAUUUCCAAGAAGAAAUUUGGUGUCUGAAAUUCCUCCUCCUCCAUUUCGAUGUGAUCGCUGAUGAUCGUUAUAGCCGUAAACUGCUACAUGAUAUGGCCAAGGACAAGCUACGUUGGAUACAAGAAUUAAAUUACAUUAAUUACGUGAAGAUGUUACUGCCGCAUUUAAAUCUCACUGAGCAGGAUUAUGUAAAAUAUAGCGCAGGAAAUGAUGACAUUGUUACCUUAUAUGGGAGAUGGUCGGACAUGAAUAACACCGAUGAUCCCCACAUUGACGAUGUUGACACCGAAAUGAUCGAUGACGAUGGCAGUAUGAAGUUGCUAGUAAAAGGCAGAAGAAGGUAAUGUGGAAGCUGUGGAACUUCACCUCUCCCAUUCAUCCGUGUACUUUACAGAUGAAAAAGAGAACACUGCAUUGCACUUGAGCGCGAGGAACGGACACACAAAUGUGGUGAAGCUUCUCAUUCCUUUUUCUACAUCAGUGGACGUGAUCAAUGUGGAUAGAGAAAC